This is a messenger RNA of Colletotrichum truncatum, 672 nucleotides long. Its product is annotated as zinc knuckle domain containing protein. Gene Ontology annotation, cellular component: cytoplasm. Lineage: Eukaryota; Fungi; Ascomycota; Sordariomycetes; Glomerellales; Glomerellaceae. The record is from RefSeq and is a predicted model, not a curated record. Gene Ontology annotation, molecular function: translation regulator activity; mRNA binding; zinc ion binding. Gene Ontology annotation, biological process: positive regulation of cytoplasmic translation.
AUGUCUUCUCUCUCCCGUCGCGCCUGCUACAAGUGUGGCAAUGUUGGCCACUACGCUGAGGUCUGCUCUUCUGCCGAGCGUCUUUGCUACAACUGCAAGCAGCCUGGCCAUGAAUCUAACGGCUGCCCCCUGCCCCGCACUACCGAGGCCAAGCAGUGCUACCACUGCCAGGGCCUGGGCCACGUUCAGGCUGACUGCCCUACUCUGCGCUUGAGCGGCGCUGGCACUAGUGGCCGUUGCUAUAACUGCGGCCAACCUGGCCACCUUGCUCGCGCUUGUCCCAACCCUGCCGGCGUCGGUAUUGGCCGCGGAGCCCCGGUCCCCCGUGGCGGAUACGGUGGUUACGGCCGCGGCGGCUUUGCUGGUGGUCCCCGCCCCGCUACCUGUUAUAAGUGCGGCGGCCCCAACCACUUCGCAAGAGACUGCCAGGCUCAAGCCAUGAAGUGCUACGCUUGCGGCAAGCUCGGCCACAUCUCUCGUGAUUGCACUGCUCCUAACGGUGGCCCUCUCAACACUGCUGGCAAGACCUGCUACCAGUGCGGUGAAGCUGGCCACAUUUCCCGCGAUUGCCCCCAGAAGAACGCGACUGGCGAAAUUCCCAACGACGUUGACAUCACCGCUACUACCGGCAUUGCCGCGCCCGCCGUUGCGCCCAUCGCUCCGGUCGCUUAA